Chinchilla lanigera (long-tailed chinchilla) is the source of this 2790-nucleotide messenger RNA. RefSeq names its product SH3 and cysteine rich domain (gene Stac). The record is from RefSeq and is a predicted model, not a curated record. The transcript is spliced from 11 exons. Gene Ontology annotation, biological process: positive regulation of voltage-gated calcium channel activity; positive regulation of protein localization to plasma membrane; skeletal muscle contraction. Gene Ontology annotation, cellular component: extrinsic component of cytoplasmic side of plasma membrane. Bases 281 to 1489 code for a protein of 402 amino acids. Gene Ontology annotation, molecular function: transmembrane transporter binding. Lineage: Eukaryota; Metazoa; Chordata; Mammalia; Rodentia; Chinchillidae.
GGUGGGUGGCAGUCACGACUGUGCGGUCGCAGGCGAGGUGGCCACGAGUGCGCCGGGGCGGUGAGCGCGCUCCCCGCCCCACCGCCUGCGGAAGUGCAGGGGAGGUGGGCAGGGCCCGGGGCAGGGGCGAGGCCGGGGGAGGGCAGCGAGCCGGCACCUCGGCGUGGAUGGGAGUCCCAGGGACCCGGAGCUGAGCCACCCAGCGUGACGGGCAGAGCGCGCCGAGGCAGGCGAGCCUCGCGGUUCCUCCAGGAGCCAACACCGUUCCCGCCCGGCCACGAUGAUCCCCCCGAGAGGCGCCCGAGAGGACGGCGUGGACGGGCUGCCCAAGGAGGCGGCGAGCGCCGAGCAGCCGCCCUCUCCUGCAUCCACCAGCAGCCAGGAAUCCAAGCUCCAGAAACUAAAACGAUCACUUUCUUUCAAGACCAAGAGUUUACGGAGCAAAAGUGCUGACAACUUCUUCCAGCGAACCAACAGCGAUGUGAAGCUGCCAGCAGACAUGCUGGUGGAAAUCAGCCCCAGCUCCAGCCCACUGCCUUCACCUGGAAGCCUGACAUCCACACCCACCAGGGCUGGCCUGCACCCCAACAGUGGAAAGGCACACGCCUUUCAGGAGCACAUCUUUAAGAAGCCCACUUUCUGUGACGUCUGCAACCACAUGAUAGUGGGAACAAAUGCUAAACAUGGACUACGCUGCAAAGCCUGUAAGAUGAGCAUCCACCACAAGUGUACAGACGGCCUAGCGCCCCAGCGAUGCAUGGGCAAGCUGCCAAAGGGAUUUCGGCGUUACUACAGCUCGCCCUUGCUCAUUCAUGAACAAUUUGGAUGCAUUAAAGAAGUUAUGCCCAUUGCCUGUGGAAAUAAGGUGGACCCUGUCUAUGAGGCCCUCCGUUUUGGCACUUCCCUGGCCCAGCGAACAAAGAAGGGAAGCUCUGGCAGCGGCUCUGAUUCACCUCACAGAACCUCGACUUCAGAUCUCGUGGAAGUUCCUGAAGAGGCCGAUGGGCUGGGAGAAGGGUAUGACCCAAGGAAACGCAGCAACAGCGUGUUUACAUAUCCCGAAAAUGGCACCCAUGAUUUCAGCGACCAAGCGAAAAACAUAAACCACCAGGGACCUCCUUCCAAAGACUCAUUACAGAUAAACACCUAUGUUGCCUUGUACAAAUUUGUGCCACAGGAGAAUGAAGACUUGGAAAUGAGUCCAGGAGACAUGAUUACUCUUCUAGAGGAUUCCAAUGAAGACUGGUGGAAAGGAAAAAUUCAAGACAGGAUUGGCUUCUUUCCGGCCAACUUUGUUCAGAGAGUACAGCAAAAUGAGAAGAUUUUUAGAUGUGUUAGGACCUUCAUUGGGUGUAAGGAGCAGGGGCAGAUAACACUGAAGGAGAAUCAGAUCUGUGUGACUUCUGAAGAAGAACAAGACGGUUUUAUUCGAGUCCUCAGUGGGAAGAAGAGAGGCUUUGUCCCCCUUGAUGUCCUGGAAAAUGUCUGACUGUAGGUCCCUCCUCCUUGUGCAGUAGGCAAACUCUGCUGUGACGCUGUCUGCUCAUCUCACUGUGUCCCCCCAGACAAGCUGCCAUGUUGACCGGGACCCCCAGGAACAGGGAGAUGGACUCUACGACCUGCACCUGUGGAGCAGCAGCCACAAAUCAGAAGGCCCAUCGCAUAACAUAUUCAGGCUGUCCAAAGUGGGGAACAGGCUGAGAAUCAGCUGUCAGACCUGGGGCAAAUCUGGUGGCAGCAGCAGGGCUGUCAGCCACAGCUUCCUCCAGGAUUUGAUUCUGUCCCUGUCUGUGUGCUAUAAAUCAGCCCACUGGAGUGUGAGCCAGUGUAUGAUGUGGCCCCAGUGCUAGGUUCACAGCUGUCUAGCCAAGGGUUAUUCUGGUUCCAGACAUUUGUCCCCAGUACUGGCCAAUCAACAUCACAUUUCAGAAUCCAAGCAUUCUCUCUGCAGAGAAUCAAAAAGACCUCCUUCCUAGCUCAACAGUCCAGGGCUCACCUCCAGGCCCUGCUUACUUUGUGCUCUACUGGUUGUUCUUUGCUUCUCUUUAUUUCUCCAGUAAUAUGUAUUAAAUCUGAGGGCUCAGCUGACUUGGCACCAACUGCCAAGGUCAGACCUGCCCCCACACUGCAAACGGCAAUUCUUGCCUCUUUGGUUAACAAUAGAGGUAACAAAGCAGGAUCUGGACAUAGGUAUAAACAGCAAGGGGAAGUGCAGGUAAGGAGAGGCAAAGAGCCCUUGUCUAUUGAUAUAAAAACUUCUCCUGAAGUAGAUGGAGCUGGGAAAGAGGGUAUGGUAAAGUCUUUGUUCCCGUUUUAUACCUUCUGUAUUGGGAGCAGCAUUCUCCCAUGUGCCAUCCUGCAAGACUGUAUUUUGGAGGUUUAGCCCAUGUUGUAGGGAACCAGAAAUAUGGAGGGUAAACAACAACAGCACCUUAGAAGAAAUGUAGCCAAAUUGGAAUCCAUUCUUUUUUAGGGCAGUAUAUUAUACCCUAGCAGAUGUAAAAUGGAAAAGAGUCCUUAAUGUUUUAUCCUUCGGAGAGUAGAAAACUUGGAGUCUACUUAGCAUCAUCUAGAGGAAUCUCUAUUACUCUGCACUUGUACUAAUGUUUACAAAAAUACAAUAUACUGUGAUGCCUUCCUCCUCGCGCCUCCUUCUUGCAUUCAAACUUGCAUCCUAGUCGUUAUGACUAUAGUUAAAUUUCAAUUCUCAGUGACCUUAAAAUCAGUGUCAGUUUGAUUUAUUUUUGUUACAAAGCAAUAAAAUCAUUAGAACAAUUGGUUUUUAAAAGA